Molecule: messenger RNA, 795 nt
Organism: Colletotrichum godetiae
Lineage: Eukaryota; Fungi; Ascomycota; Sordariomycetes; Glomerellales; Glomerellaceae
Product: ACT domain-containing protein
Exons: 1
Coding region: 168-593 (141 amino acids)
Source: RefSeq, a predicted model, not a curated record
GUUGAUAGUUGCCCCUCCACCCCUCUUUUCCUAGCCGUCACGAUCCCUCGGUAGUACUCCACAUUGAUUCUGCUAGAGAUUUUCGUUCAAGCGACCUCGGAGAUCGCUUCCUCAAAUUUGCGUCGACUCAAGGCACAUCCACCAAAAUACAUGCCUCAAACCUCAAUAUGACGACCCCCAUCGGCGAAACCUCCCUCCAGACCCUCCUCUCGACCCUAACCACCGUCCUUCACCCAGAAACCUACGUCUUCGUAACUUUGUCGCCGGACGCAACACUACCACCCCUCUCUGAGAUUCAACUUCUGUUCCGAGAGUCUGAGGGCGUCACUCUGAUCACUACUCGCGAGACUGCAACUGCUCACGGAUGGGACUAUGCCUUCCCUUCAAAGAUGAUUACCCUCAAUGUACACUCGAGCCUUGAGGCUGUGGGGUUCAUGGCUGUUAUUGCGACGAGGCUGGCAGACAAGGGGAUGGGGGUUAAUCCUGUUAGCGGGUAUUAUCAUGAUCAUUUGUUUGUUCCUGUUGGUAGGGAGAAGGAGGCGGUGACAGAGUUGGAGAGGCUUGCUCUUGAAAACCAGAACCGGGGUUUGUGAUAGUUGUGAAGUAGAAUGAGCCAAUGCCAAAAAUGCGCAGGCUAUCCCAUCUAUCGCGGCAUACCGUCAAGAUCAAAGCAUGUAUUUGAGGAAGGGGAGUAACUAAUUGAAGAAUAAUCCGAUCUUAUAUCCGAUAUUCCUACGAAUGAUUAUUCAAAAACCUUCCCGAAAUAAAGAGAAACUGGACUUAAAUGUACCGACG